UCAUCCUGAAUGGCUUGUAGAAGCGCACCGCUUCCGGUAAUAUAUUUGGUUCUGUUGUCCCGGGAAACCCGCCUGCUACGGGUACUUAACUUUAGUUCAAACCCUUUUUUUUGGGAAAGGCAUCUGUAUAUUGAAAUAUAUUAGUGACUCAGCCCUGGCGCGCUUAUCUGAUAGAUAAAAAGUAGCGUUAAGUUAAAUGAAUUAACGUUAGCUAGCUUAAGGAGUGGAGGAGUAGCCGCGGUUAAAGCUUAGCCUCACAGUUAGGCGGACGUUAUUUAAAAAUCCAACAUGACCCAACAAGCUGCUGCUCUGCAGACCUACAACAAUGAACUGGUCAAGUGUAUUGAGGACCUGUGCUCCAAGCGGGAGGAGUUGAACCGUCAGAUCAAGCUGGAGGAAGAGGAGAAGGAGCGGCUGCAGCACGACAUCCGCGUCCUCUCGGAGAAGCUGAGCCGAGUCAACGAGAGCCUGGCACAAAGACUUGUCGCCCGCACCACGUUCGACCGCACCAUCGCAGAGACCGAGGCUGCGUACACCAAGAUCUUGGAGAGUUCCCAGUCUCUUCUGAGCGUCCUGAAACAAGAGGCAGGAAACCUCAGUAAAGCCACAGAGCCCCGGAGGAAGGAUCGCUGAUGGCAACAAAAGGUCGCGGAACUCUCCUUUUGACCACAACACCUGACUCUGCACUUUUAACUUAGUUUAUGCUGAAAACUAAAAACAAUUGAAAUACGUUUGAUUUAUUGUAUGAUUGUUAAUCUAAUAAAUGUGUUUCUUAUCACUCCCAUGA
Molecule: messenger RNA, 787 nt
Organism: Pungitius pungitius (ninespine stickleback)
Lineage: Eukaryota; Metazoa; Chordata; Actinopteri; Perciformes; Gasterosteidae
Gene: ssna1
Product: Sjogren syndrome nuclear autoantigen 1
Exons: 3
Coding region: 289-633 (114 amino acids)
Cellular component (GO): centrosome; ciliary basal body
Source: RefSeq, a predicted model, not a curated record